Molecule: messenger RNA, 2725 nt
Organism: Lolium rigidum
Lineage: Eukaryota; Viridiplantae; Streptophyta; Magnoliopsida; Poales; Poaceae
Product: LEAF RUST 10 DISEASE-RESISTANCE LOCUS RECEPTOR-LIKE PROTEIN KINASE-like 1.5
Exons: 2
Coding region: 1-1362 (453 amino acids)
Biological process (GO): protein phosphorylation
Molecular function (GO): protein kinase activity; ATP binding
Source: RefSeq, a predicted model, not a curated record
AUGCCCCCGCGUCCCCGUCUCCGGCUUCUCCUCCUCCUGGCCGCCGCCGCGCUCCCGCCGCCGGCCGCGUCCCAGCUCGGCGACUACGCCGCCCCUCCUCCCCCGCACCCACGCCCGCACCCGCUAAAAGCCGGGACCGCCGGAGGUGACGGCGGCGGCGGCAGCACCGUGCUCACCACCGCGCUCGUCUCCGUCGCGUCGCUGCUCAUCGUGCUCCUGCUCUACCUCUGCGUCGCCAUCGCCGUCCGCCGCUUCCGCUCCCGCCGCCCCUGCGCCGGCGGCCAGCCGGAGGACGCCCCGUCCCAAACCCAGUCCUCCCGCGCCGCCGCGUUCCUCCGCCGCCACGGGCUCCACCACAGCCGCCCCUCCUUCACCUACGAGCAGCUCCGCGCCGCCACCGCCGGCUUCGACGCCGCGCGGAAGCUCGGCGACGGCGGCUUCGGCACGGUCUACCUCGCCUACCUCCCGCCCGCCGCCCGCCCCGCCGCCGUCAAGCGGCUCCACAUCCCGCCCUCCCCGGGCCCGUCCUUCCCCUCCGCCGCCACCGCCAUCACCAAAUCCUUCUGCAACGAGGUGCUCAUCCUCUCCGCGCUCCGCCACCCGCACCUCGUCCGCCUCCACGGCUUCUGCGCCGACCCGCGCGCCCUGCUCCUCGUCUACGACUUCGUGCCCAACGGCACCCUCUCCCACCACCUCCACCGCGCCACCUCCACCACCCUCCCCGCGCGCCCGCCGCUCCCCUGGCGGACCCGCCUCGCCAUGGCGGCCCAGAUCGCGUCCGCGCUCGAGUACCUCCACUUCGCCGUCAAGCCCCGCGUCGUGCACCGCGACGUCACCUCCUCCAACAUCUUCGUCGAGGCCGACAUGCGCGCGCGCCUCGGCGACUUCGGCCUCUCGCGCCUCCUCGCGCCGCCCGACGCCUGCUCCACCGCCACCGGCCGCGAGGUCGUCGUCUGCUGCACCGCGCCGCAGGGCACGCCAGGGUACCUCGACCCGGACUACCACCGCUCCUUCCAGCUCACCGAGAAGAGCGACGUCUACAGCUUCGGCGUCGUCGUGCUCGAGCUCGUCACCGGGCUCAGGCCCGUCGACGUGCGCAGGGAGCGCAGGGACGUCACGCUCGCCGACUGGGUGGUCUCCAAGAUCCAGAUCGGCGAGCUCAGGGAGGUCGUCGACCCGCCCGUGCUCGAAGAGUGCCCUGCCGUCAUGCCCACCGUCGAGGCCGUCGCGGAGCUGGCGUUCCGGUGCGUCACGCCGGACAAGGAUGACCGGCCGGACGCCCGAGAGGUGCUGGCCGAGCUGAGGAGGAUCCAAGGCAUGCUUCCUCCUGAAUUGCCCACCCACAACCACAAGGGCUCUUAGACAUGGUUUCUGCAGAUCAGAUAAUUUGCGAUAGCACUGCACAAUCUCGUGCGUUUCUGAUGGCUGUGGCUGAAAAAAGAUUGGCAUCGUCCUUGCAUUUGUCGAAGACAAGUGCCUCAUGGUGGAUGAGACAUGUCGCAAUCCAAGGUGCGUAGACAGGUUGUAGAUACACUCAGCUUAAAUGUUACUGUGUUGGUUCUGUGAGCUGAUGAAGUAGUAUGAGCAAAGCUCUUCAAUAGCAUUGUGCUAACAGAGCAGGAGUCUUAACUAUGUGUUCUUGUAGUAAGCUGUUUAUCUGAGGAACUGAUGGUAUAAAACAUCCCAUUGGAUCUUUGUCAGAUCGCAACUAGUAGUAGCUUAUAUUUUCUGAUGACGGUGACUACCCUAUCAAAUAGUUCACUUGCUCAGGAAUAUAUUCAGUACAUUCGUUCUCUGCUCAUGCUAAUUUUCCAGGGAUUAUCCCCUUUCAUACCCCUAUGCUUUGUGGAGCUUCUGUGUGCAUCACUGUGUCCUCAUAUUCGCCUUUUCUCGUGGCUGAUUUCCAACAACAAUAUUCUGGUAAGAGCUGCAAUUUUUUUUGCUCUGAACCUGAGUCUGCAUCAAACUGUUUGUCGAGAGCAUUGUUGAUCAGAGUGUGUGUUCUGUGCUAGGUUUCUGGAUCAUCGUAUUAAAGACUGACUUGAAUUGAAAUGUGCAGUAGGCAAUCUUUGGCUGGGGAGUAGUUUUCUUUUCAUGCGCUGUAGAAGCUUUUUCAAGGAUAUGCAGUUGCCCAAGCUGGAUCGUAUAAUCGCAAUGUUGGGCAGGAAGCUGCAGGAGCUACGCACUCGGAGUCACCUUGUAGGAGCUGAACUGGGAAGGAAGGAACAGCUCAAGGUUGCUAAAAUGGUCUGAUCGUGGAAGACACCUCAUGCUGCUGAGCGUGAAUUCAGCGUGGUGCUAAGCCUGCCGCUGGGACGAUGUGGAUGUGGUUCCCAUGCCAACCUCCUGGCUAAAGGAUUGGCAUUAUCCUUGCAUUUGUCGAAGACAAUUACCUCAGGGUUGGAUGACCUGAUAAGUGAGAACACAUUGCAUACAUCUGCAGGAAGAAAGCAUCCACUUGUCGUUUUGCGAGACUUGAUCAAAGGUGCAUGGACAAGUUAUAGAUACAUGAGCUCAAUUGUGGAAGGAUGUUGGUUAUGUGAGCUGAUGAAGCAGUAGUACGAUCAAUGCUCUUCUAACUUAGUUUUUUUUAAAAGCUCCUCUGCCUUGUGUUUGGCUGCAACUUGUGAUCAUGGAACAGGAGUCGUAACUCUGCUCUUGCCAAAAUGAAUACCUGUAAGUGGUUUACCCAAGGAACUGAUGGUAUAAAGCAUCUCAUUAGGUC